Molecule: messenger RNA, 1693 nt
Organism: Hibiscus syriacus
Lineage: Eukaryota; Viridiplantae; Streptophyta; Magnoliopsida; Malvales; Malvaceae
Exons: 4
Coding region: 102-1409 (435 amino acids)
Source: RefSeq, a predicted model, not a curated record
UUCCAAGAGUACCCCAUCCCGCCGCUCCAUCACACCACCACUGCCUCCCCUGUGGUGAUCUUUCUAAACUCCAAUCAUCCACCACCACCAACAAUCCUUCAAUGGCGUCAGCCGCGGAAGAAAAUGUUUCCUCCGACGCAGCAGGCUCAGUUUCGGAGGGCCCCGUCCUUAGUUUCAUCAACAAACGUCUCCGCGCCCUACGCAAGAAAUACAAUCGCAUCCUCCAGAUGGAAGAAUCCCUCUCCCAUGGCAAACCUUUGAACAAAGAACAAGAAGAAGUCCUCCGUUCCAAACCCGCUGUCUCCGCCCUCAUCGAUGAACUCGAGAAGCUUCGCCAGCCUCUUUCUGUCGCCGUCUCCGAAGAAAUCUCACUCGCCUUACAGCGUCAAACAUGUUCGCUGGAAGAGACAACCUCAGAAGCUCAACUGGAUAAGACCGAAACCCAAGAACAACAAUCCAAUGAACACGAUCAUGCCAUUGAGGAUCUACUCAAUCUUCUCUAUUUCGGGUUGUUGUUCGAUGUCAAGUCUCAGAAUGAUUUUAUCUCGACCAUGUUGACGAGAACCCACGAGAGAGGCUGUUGCUUGACUUACGAUUACGUGACCGACGACGCCACCGAUUUGCUUAGUGAGAAAGAUUUGGAUUUGAUUGCUAAGCUGAGUGGAAAGCUGACUUCAAGACCUGCUGAUUCAAGUUUGUCUCAUAAGAAUGCUUUGCAUCAUUGCGUCAACCAUGCUAAACUUUGGCUUUCUAACUCCGACCAGCCGAUCGACCACAAUGCCGACGUUUCAUAUGCUGAGUUGAGACAGAGGCUUAACAAGAUCAAGUCUUUGGAUUAUUUUACAACCACGCCGGAGAUUAAGGAUCCUGUUGAAGUGGCUGCUGCUGCCGCCGGGGCGUUUACGUCUUUCCAGGUUCCGGUGCCCAUCUCCGUGCCUGUUCAGGUGGAAGAUUCAGCCGGGCAGUACCAGCCAAAGGAAGAUGAGGCAUCAAAUUAUCAAGAAUCUGAAACCGGUGACAAUCAAUAUAGUAGUACAGAGGAACUUCAUCAGGAUAAUUUGGAGAAGGAGAAUCAUGCAGAGGAUAUCACAGUUCAACAAGAACAUGACAAACUACAGGCAGAUAAUGGAGAAGCCAAGGAGCAACAAUAUGUUCCUGGAAGACCUUAUCAGAACCAAAGAGGUGGUCGAGGUACUGGGGGUGGCCGUGGAGGUCGAAUCAGUGGAAGGGGAGGUGUAACCUACCAGAAUGGGCACAACCAAUAUCAUGAUCAACCUGACAACUCUUAUUCUAGGAACCAACAUAACAACAGGGGCAGAGGUGGUAGAGGACGUGGCCAUGCUUACAACAAUCAGGGCUCAGAUGUUCAGGGUGGUAAUCCCUCAGCUGAUGUCGGCGUUGCCUCGUGAAAACUGCAUCCAUCGGGUCCAUUUUUCUGGGUCGGUGAUAGAAAUGUACUUUUGUGCAUCGUUUUGCAUGAAACAUGGUUUGAAUGUGGGUUGACGUCGAUAUCGUAGUAUCUAGAGCACCCCAUUUAACUUCUUUUAUGUAGUUCAGUUACAAUAAUAUUAUGGGAAGAAUCGCCAUGGGGAUGAUGAAAUGCCCACUCUCCUGUAGAUUGGUCAAUACAGGGGUCUUUUGGCACCAAAUGCUUAUUAUGCUCCUCCCCUGCAGAUGUAUCAAAACUGAAAAA